ACCCAAGAUGGCGAUCACGAUAGGCGUUCCCACGCUGCGCUGCACCCUGAUCCUGCUGAACAUGCUCUGCUUCCUGAGUGGCCUCUCGCUGGCCAUCGUGGGUGCCGUUAUGCACACCAAGCUGGCAGCGAUCACUAACCUGACCCAUCGGGACAACCUUCUGACCAGUCAAUCGCUGUUGGCCAUGGGACUGGGCGUGAUCAUCUUUGCGGUGUCCUUCUUCGGGUUCUGCGGAGCGGCCAAACACUCCUACUGCAUGACCGUGACCUACGUGCUGAUGUUGAUGACCCUGAUCGUGGUCCAGAUUGCGCUGGCUGUGCUUCUGUUUGCCGGAGUGGACCAAAACCGUCACGAUUACCUGGAGUGGUUCGACGAGUACUUCGACCACAAUAUCAGCGUAUCCAAAGCGUCCAGCGUUGUGGACCCGGUUAUCGACUAUCUACAGACUACGUAUGGUUGCUGCGGAAAGAUAUCCUUUUUGGACUGGGGCAACAAACUGCCGGAUUCGUGCUGUGCGGAUGGUCAAAGAGGGCCAAACUGCGUCCCAUUCAAGGAGGGAUGCGAAAGGAUGCUGGAAGGAUACAUUCGCCAAACUGGGAAAAUCAUCGGCUGGAUCCUCAUGUGGCUGACGGUGUUUGAGUUCAUCGCGCUGACGUUGGCGUGCUGCCUAGCCAACGGGAUCAAGAACCGAGUGGAUGCACUGUACUUUGCUUGAAGAAAUAUACAAAUUACUAAGUAGAAA
This is a messenger RNA of Aedes aegypti (yellow fever mosquito), 742 nucleotides long. Its product is annotated as CD63 antigen. Gene Ontology annotation, cellular component: membrane. NCBI's taxonomy places the organism in Eukaryota, Metazoa, Arthropoda, Insecta, Diptera, Culicidae. The record is from RefSeq and is a predicted model, not a curated record. The transcript has a single exon. The coding region runs from base 8 to 715 and encodes 235 amino acids.